This is a messenger RNA of Parnassius apollo (apollo), 663 nucleotides long. The record is from the annotation of a GenBank genome assembly. NCBI's taxonomy places the organism in Eukaryota, Metazoa, Arthropoda, Insecta, Lepidoptera, Papilionidae.
AUGAGUGGAUUCGAAAAAACUGGCAUAUUUCCCUUCAACCAACAUAAAUUUAAUGACGCUGAUUUUGCAUCUAGUUACGUAACGGACCGUCCUAUGGAAACUGUUAGUAAUGAGCCACAGCCUUCGACAUCGUCCACUCCUCCGCCAACAAUAUUGUCUAAUCCACAACCUUCAACACCGUUAGAUCCGCAGCCAUCAACAUCAUAUGAUGCACAGAUAUCAACAUCAGUUGAUCCACACGAAUGUUUUUCCCCCGAAAUCGUGCGACCACUACCUAAAGCCGGACCACGAAAGUCAACUAUUAAUAGGAAGCGCCGAAAAACUGCUAUUUUGACGGACACACCAGAAAAAGAAAAUCUACGUAAAGAACAAGAAACCUUGAGUAAGAAAAAGGCUAAAGGUGUAAACAAGAAAAGCAAAGCAACUAAAAGAGUUGAGAAAGUAAAAAAAGCUAUUUUACAAGAGGUUAAUAGUGAUUCCAGCUCUGACGAUGAAUGCUUCUGUUUGAUUUGCUGCGAGAAGUACAGUGACAGUGUUCCAGGCGAAGGUUGGAUUCAAUGCAAUCUUUGCAAACAAUGGGCCCAUGAAAAAUGUAUCUCAAACAGAGGUAGCAUUUACUUUGUUUGUAUUAACUGUGAUUCAGAAAACGAUGAGUCUGAUUAA